Anas platyrhynchos (mallard) is the source of this 3056-nucleotide messenger RNA. It is a transcript of the gene SLC25A48, whose product is annotated as solute carrier family 25 member 48. Gene Ontology annotation, biological process: transmembrane transport. Gene Ontology annotation, cellular component: mitochondrion. The record is from RefSeq and is a predicted model, not a curated record. Gene Ontology annotation, molecular function: transmembrane transporter activity. NCBI's taxonomy places the organism in Eukaryota, Metazoa, Chordata, Aves, Anseriformes, Anatidae.
GGCCGGGCUCUGGGCAGGGCGGGCGCGGCCGCGCUGCGCUUUUAAGCCCCGGCUGCUGCCGGCAGCGCCGCCGGGCUCCGCGCUGCGCCGCUCCGCGACCCCCCCCUUGCCCCCCGGCAUGGGCACGGGCACGGGCACGGGCAGGGGCAGCAUCCAGCUGCAGGACUUCGCCGCCGGCUGGGUGGGCGGAGCCGCGAGCGUGGUUGUGGGCCACCCACUGGACACCAUCAAGACUCGUUUGCAAGCUGGACAAGGAUAUGGAAAUACACUCAACUGUGUUCUUACUGUGUACAGAAAUGAGUCCGUGGCCGGCUUCUUCAAAGGCAUGUCCUUCCCGCUGGCCAGCAUUGCUGUCUACAGCUCGGUGGUGUUUGGCGUCUUCAGCAACACGCAGCGGCUCCUCAGCCAGCUCCGGCACGGAGACGCCUCCCAUGCGCCGGUGCUGGCCGAUGUGGCGCUGGCCAGCAUGGUGGCGGGGUUCGUCUCCGUCGGGAUCGGCACUCCUGUUGACCUGGUGAAGAUAAGGCUGCAGAUGCAAACACAGCCAUACAUCACAGCCAACAAUAAAAUAAAGCCCACAGUUCCUGGAUUUCCCAUGUACCGAGGCCCGAUUCACUGCUUUAGGACAGUCCUACAGAAAGAAGGGAUAGCAGGAAUAUACCGAGGUGUGGGAGCAAUGCUUCUGAGGGAUGUUCCUGGGUACUGCCUGUAUUUCAUCCCUUACACAUUUGUCUGUGGAUGGAUUAACCCCGACGGAUGCAUUUCCCCGAAUCCCUCUUCCGUGUGGCUUGCAGGGGGUAUAGCAGGAGUAAUUUCCUGGGGGACUGCUACUCCAAUGGAUGUUGUGAAAAGUCGACUUCAGGCAGAUGGAGUUUACUUAAACAAGUACAAGGGGAUCCUUGACUGUAUCUUGCAGAGCUACCAGAACGAGGGCCUAAAAGUCUUUUUUAGGGGCAUCACGGUCAAUGCAGUGCGAGGAUUCCCCAUGAGUUCAGCCAUGUUUCUUGGCUAUGAACUUUCUCUCAAAGCAAUGAAAAGAGACCAAACUGAGACCAAUCCUUAACUUCCAGCAUUGCCAAGAAGACCUGAUCAGUCUCCUACUUUCCUGAGCAGUACGGUGAUGGUGAGGGCUCACUGGUCUCAUCGAAGACUCCUGGCACUGCAGAAGCCCACAGCUAUGGCAUCUGCUUUCUCUUCUGCCACGGACUUAGUCCCUGGAAGGCUCCAAACCUGCACCAGCCCAAUCAAGCCCAAAGACCAUUUUCUUUUCGAAGCUUUCACUCUGUUGUCUAAGAGCACCUUACUAAUUUUCAUUGUGGUAUUGCACUUUUUCACUAAUGGCAUUUUGCUUAUCAAACCAAUGGAACAACUUUCCCCUUUCCCACAUGAGUGAGAUACACCCAAAGCCAGCCCACACAACGUCAUCCAAGUGAGUGUUUUUUGUACAAUACCAUGUAUAAUGCUCAUCUUUGUGAACAAGGAUCUCCUGCUCUGGAAAGAGAAGGGGAAAGCACUGUGGGUGCAUGGGUGCUUUUUGUGUAGGAACAUCUGGAUUCCUACCAAAUCCUAACUCACUUUCAGGACUGAAGAACUGGAUGAUUCCAUCUGUACGAAUGAACGUUUUUGUUUUUCAUUAUAGAAUUCCCCACUUUGCCACAGUUUAAUGCAUUAUCAUGAACAGAUUUGAAGGUCUUCAACAACUUCAGUUUGUUAUCCAAGGUCUAAAUUAAUCUGGGAAACAUAAGGAUGAUAUAAAUUCAGAUUUUAAGCCACUCUUUUACUUCAGAAGAUAAUAAAACAAGCCACACAUAAAACACAAUUCAUAUUGUGUUUUAGGCUGCCUAUUGAUGUAGCUGACUUGCCCUGUGUAGCCCUCCAGGGACCUGCUAGCGGUACAUGCCGGUGUCUGCUAGCCCAUCUGAUUUCUCUGCUGUAACAGUCCAGCCUGCCAACUGCCAAAUCCUGCAGACAUUGCUUUGCAGCCUUGAAGAGAUGCCAUCAAAAGACGUCCCUAAGGCGUGCAGAGUCUGUCCCAAACUGUAUCCUCUAAAUACACCAGCUGCCUUCAGACCUCCAGCUCUGCUGCAAUCUUACAGAGAUGACUGGGGCACCCAGGUCUCUCUUUGGUCUACCUCAGUUUUUCAAUUAAUCUCAAGACUUUUUACAUCGUGAUUAUUUCUGUUUAUUCUGUUAAAAAUCUCCAUGCUUUAUUUUCUAAGCACGGAGCUUCUGAUGCCAAAAAAAACCAAAAAGAACGAGCACUGCAGUGACAAGAGGACUCUGGUGGCACAGGCAGGAGAGGCUGAGGGGUAACAGGCUGGCACAUCAAGGGACGUGCGGUGAGGAGGAAUGGUCUGGGUCCACAUCGUCCUCAGGGAAAUGUUUGGUUCCCUCCUUCUUCUUCUGGAGAAAGAGACCCCUGGGGAUAAAGCUCAGCAAUGUUUUGGCAGAUGUUUCUGAAGACAGCCUGGAGCAGCCAUCAAGCUUUCCUCCAUAAAAGGAGAAGAAAGAAGGAGAAACUUGUACAUCCUUAUUCCUUGAUGAAUGGAAGAAUUGGCCGCAAGACUUGGAGAGCUCAUCAGAAAUCGCCUAAAAACUUGGGCGUGGAGCAGCGCUCAGAAAUGGGCUCCCAGACCUCCUGAAACAGUGUGGGCUCCCCUUUGCUGGGGCCUGAAUUAAAAUCAAAAGGGUGGCUUCCCCCAAAACUGGCCCUAAAAAGUGGGAGAAACAGCUGGUGUUGCUUCAUCUCAGGACCUGUAGGCAAGGAGGCUCAUAGCCUUUGAGCUUGGCAAGAACACAAGGAACUGACAAACAAUAUGGAUAAAAUUAAUGAGCUUUCACUCAAGUAUUUGUUGCUGGCUACCUUUAUGGAGUCAUCCUUUCCAUGUUACCUAUACAUAAAACAUGUUCUCUAGAUGCAUAAUGUCUUGUGUCCCCAGGGUUCAUACUUGGGGAAACUGGCUUUUCAAUGCAAAUAAACUGUUGGUUAUCUGCCUGCAUUAAGUAAAAUGGACCGUGAAUGAAUUAAAAAUAUGAGGUUUGCAACGGGCUGUGAA